Manis pentadactyla (Chinese pangolin) is the source of this 8641-nucleotide messenger RNA. RefSeq names its product phosphodiesterase 4D (gene PDE4D). Gene Ontology annotation, molecular function: 3',5'-cyclic-AMP phosphodiesterase activity; ATPase binding; transmembrane transporter binding. Gene Ontology annotation, biological process: regulation of cardiac muscle cell contraction; signal transduction; cAMP catabolic process. Lineage: Eukaryota; Metazoa; Chordata; Mammalia; Pholidota; Manidae. The coding region runs from base 944 to 1570 and encodes 208 amino acids. Gene Ontology annotation, cellular component: perinuclear region of cytoplasm; cytosol; nucleus. The transcript has 6 exons. The record is from RefSeq and is a predicted model, not a curated record.
AUGCCAUAACCAAUAAUUCAAACUUUAAAACCAUUUUUAACUACUCUUAUGAAAAUAAUCUGCCCUGUUGGGGAAUCAUCAGUUUAAAUACAAAGAGAUAACAAAUGCCAUUUGUGGAUGUAAAUAGUGUUCUGUGCUUUGAAAGGGCCAUAAUUAGCAAGGUUGUACAACACAACUACUGUGAGCAACCUACUGUGUUCCAUAUAUAGUGUUUUGAAAGCUUUUGUUUGGUUUCUGGCCAGAGAGAAAGGGGGGCAGGUGGAGAAGAGUCCAUUUUACUCUUUUGGGAUUUGUUUUACAAGGUGCAUCAGAUGGAGUUUAGCAAAGCAGUGAAAUAUUUCUCCUUAUCUAACUACUGAGUGUUUAUUCUUCCCUUAUAAAAACCAAAGGACUAGCAAUUUUCUUUUAUGAAUGUGGACUGAAGAGAGGUAUAUAGCCCUUGCAGGAGAGGAAGUCAAGUUCAAAGUUUUUCUUUCCUUCGGAUUCAGGAAUAAGCAAUGGAAAGACUAGCCAAACAACUGAGCAGCGGGGAUCCUAUGGUUAAGCCCUCCCCCCAGGACUUUUAUGUACAUAAGCCGCAGUCACUGGAGCAGCUGCGGCGCAUUAGUUCCAACAGUUUAGCAGGCUGCUUUGUAGCGCUGACAAAAGCGUGCUAGUGGCUUCCCUCCAUGUUCCCUUGCCUCGCGAGCUCGGCAGUGAUCUUUGGCGGCGGCUCGGCAGAGGAGGGUGACGUUCAGCAGGCUUCCGCCGAGGAGCGCGCCCUCCGCGUCUGCGUCCCGCGCGCCUCCCGGAGAGACUGAGGCAGGCGGCGGAGCAGCUGACGGCCGCUAGCGCGACCCGCGUCCCGACCUUCCCCGCACUGCGAGCGAGGCAGUCCCUGGGAGGAGGCCAGGCAACCACGUUGCCCUGGAUCGUUGCCAACUGUACAAAGUUGACCGGGAAGAUGGCCCAGCAAACGACAAGCCCGGACACCUUAGCAGUACCUGAAGUGGAUAAUCCGCACUGCCCAAACCCCUGGCUGAAUGAGGAUCUUGUGAAAUCCUUGCGGGAAAACCUGUUGCAGCACGAGAAGUCCAAGACCGCACGGAAAUCGGUUUCUCCCAAGCUUUCUCCUGUGAUUUCUCCGAGAAAUUCCCCGAGGCUGCUGCGCAGGAUGCUUCUCAGUAGCAACAUCCCCAAACAGCGGCGUUUCACAGUGGCACAUACGUGUUUUGAUGUGGACAAUGGCACGUCUGCGGGACGGAGUCCCCUGGAUCCCAUGACCAGCCCGGGAUCUGGGCUAAUUCUCCAAGCAAACUUCGUCCACAGUCAGCGUCGGGAGUCCUUCCUGUAUCGAUCCGACAGCGACUAUGACCUGUCUCCAAAGUCUAUGUCCCGGAACUCCUCCAUUGCCAGUGAUAUACAUGGAGAUGACUUGAUUGUGACUCCAUUUGCUCAGGUCUUGGCUAGCCUGCGAACUGUACGAAACAACUUUGCUGCAUUAACUAAUUUGCAAGAUCGGGCACCUAGCAAAAGAUCACCCAUGUGCAACCAGCCACCCAUCAACAAAGCCACCAUAACAGGUCAGUGAUUGGUACCCAGAAUAUUUUCUAUGCACUUUAUACACAGCAUGUUAUUAAUAAGGUAGGUGUUGGAGAUAAAGAGAUGAAUAAAAUGUGACUACUGGCUUCAAAGAAUGAACAGUCUAGGAGAGAAGGAUUUCUGACUAAGUGCAAACUAAGUACCAUGACUGAAACCAAUUCAAAGACAUGCAUUUGAAGGAGGGGCAAGUGGGUCUGCCUUAGGAGAGAAGAGUUCCCACUGAGCUUUCAAGAAGGUAAUUCUCCAUUUGGUGAGGGGAAGAUCACCUGACACCAAGGGACCAGCAGGAGUGAGAUGUGGGAGCAUGGAGUACCUGUCCUGAUCACGGGCCUGGGAACAGUGAGGACAAAAGAGUUGAAAGUGUAUGGGAGCAACUGAACAUGAGGCUUCCAGAGCUCCGAGAGCGGAUUAAGGCAGUAGUGUAAAAAGCCAAUGUAAGUUGGAAGCCAGCGGACUCUAUUAUAUGGGCAAUAGAAAAUCAUCAGUCUUUUCUAAGUAGAGGAUCAAGUAUAUAUUUUAGAAUGACAACACUGGAGGGAGUAUAGAAACAGACUGAAAAGAAGAAAAACUAGGGGCAGCCCCAUACUCAUUAAGAGGCCAAGGACACACUAAAGAUGAUGUAGCUCUGAACUGGAGUGUUGUUGGGAUGAAGAUGAGGAAGUGGGUUCACGACUGUUUUCAGAGGUAGAGUUGAGAAGACUUGGCAGUUGAUUAGAUUGAAGAGUGAUGAGAAAAGGUGUGAGAAAUGCCGUUACAUAAAAAACACCAGUGUUCAUCACAGCACUGUGUAUGUGCAUAAAAGACAGAAAACAACCCAAAUGCUGAAUAAUAAUGUGGAUUCUUUUUAGGUAUUAACAAUUCCAUUAAAAAAGUUUUUAAAAUGAUUUAUGAGGGAAUUUUAAUAAUGUUAAAAAUGCUUCUGUUUUAAAGAUUACAUGAUGAAGUGCUAAGUGGGGAAUAGGCACACAUUUAAUGCAUUUUAAUUAUGUAUAUUGGACUUAAUUUAAGACAUUUUUAGACCUUGGCUGGCAACUAACAAAGGCAGAUAGCUUUAUCCUUUUGCACAGAACCAAGCAACAAACGUGUGUGUGUCAGGUCUCAGUCAUCGGUUUGUCUCUCCUCACCAAGAAAAGGCACUACUGAGAUGCCCAGUGAUACUUCAGUAUUAAGGUGCCACUGUAGAGAAUUAACUGUGUUUUCAAAUAAUUAUAUCCCUGGGAUAGGGUAGCAGACUGUCUCUUGACUAUUGAACCUAUGACGUGAUGGUUCUAUUAUCUUCUAACCGGUCAAAAAAGCUGCCAUGAAAAUAGAGGAUCUAAACAUCACCAAAGUCCAUUUCAGCCAGUACCUGUUUCUCAGGUCCCUGAGUUAUAAAAGGAUAAUGUUUCCCAAACCUGCCUGAUGAAAAGGCUCACCAAGGGAUGCUUGCAAACAAACAUAGAAAGACAGAUUCCUAGACAGUCCAGACUAGCAUCUUUGGGGUAAGGCUCAGGGUCUGUAUUAUUAAAGAGUGCUCCCAGGUUAACGAGUGCACCUUUGAUUGGCCAGAUUUGGGAAAACAGUGGAACACUAAAGGAAGGAGGUGACAGUGAUGCCAUGUACAUUGUUGUCAUUGACUUGUCAGCAAUCUGUUGGAAAAUCACUGUCUUUCUGGAAAAUGAAUAGAGUGGCAUCCAUACCCCAUGGAACAAACAGUGCAGUCUAGGACAACAAAUGAGAAUGUGUGUGAAGCGCUCUGCGAUUAGCAGAAAGCAAUACACGGUGACAUUAUUAUCUGUGCAAUACUCGCCAUCCUGGUCGUCAUCAUGGGGCUGUCACUGCUGUUAUCUCUCAAAAUGUGUACAAGAUUAUAAUCAGACCAGCUUGCUCCUAGAUAAUGAAGUAUUAGGUCCACAUUGUGUAUGGGGAUGGGAGUGAGUUUGGGAAAUGUUAGGUUUAGUAACUGUACUCUUUCUGUCUUCUCAGUCACAGUACCAAGUCUCCUUUAAAAAAAAUGAAAAGAACAAUAAAAGCUUCAUUCUUAAGUCACUCCCUUCAUCUAUAAAGUGCUUCCCACCCAUAUAUGCCUUAGAAAUUAUUUUUAGGCAUACUCAGACAUACAAGACUGUGGUGGGUCAAAACCAUGAAAAUUCCUUUGGGUCUCGUUUCCCAAAUCUUGCUGGUUAACUGUGACACUGAAUUGUCUGUGAAUAAAUGGGAAGUUAACUCAAAGCAUCCUUUUUUUUUGCAGUCUCUCAGAAAAUGCUUUUUAAAAAUAAGGUGGAUAUAUUAUUAAUACUAGUUUUAAUAAAAAUGAAUGUUUUUUGACAUUUGACAUGUACUAAAGACUCUAUAUGCAUAAUCUCUUUUGAACCUAUGAUAAUCCCAUAUAUAGCUACAAAUGACAAAGUAGAGAUUGCAUCUGACUCAGAGGCAGAACAUAAAAGGCUUCCUCCCUAAAAGGUGUUGGCAUAGGCACAAAAAAACCCCACAAUCUGCUGUCAUCUGAAUGUCCCCAAAGUUAUACCCUAAGGAUUUCCUUCCUCUUUUUUAGAGAAGAGAAAGCAGAAAGUGAAUCUGUGUCACCUACUACAUGAAGGGAGGGUAGGACAAGAGGAGGGAUAAGAUACAUGGAUACAGAGAAACCCCUUGGGAAACCAUAAGAAGACAGGCCUAUAAGCUAAGGAAGGCAUUCCUGCCUGAGAUGGAGAAUUCCUCAAGCGUUCUUCAGUUCCCCCAGUUCUCUUCCAGCCCCUUUUCAAGUGCCUGCCAUCCUGCGAGUGCCCAGGGCAGGAGCCUCUGUGAGGCACGGCCCUGUGGUCUGUGUGCAGAGUGAAGCAGAGGGAGUCUGUCAGACGGCAGUUGGGCAGGGCAGGGCAUGGGCCAGGGCACUCACCUUGCCCCUGGGACCACUCGUUAUCAAUCCUGAAAUGACAGCUUCUACCAAAAUGAUGAAAUCCAUCCCAUCUUUGUGUUUGGACUUGCCAAAGGCUCUUCAUAUCCAUUAUCAUUUUCUUGGGUACCACUUUUGGCCAUGACAUUCCCUAGCUCUCUAUCCCCCAAACGUACCCACUGUAGAUAUUUCUGAUGUCUAUAUAUCCAGUGCUUUCUAGUGGACCAUCUUUUCUCUUUUUUUGUGGUUCUUUCUCGGCAUUGUUGGUACGCUGGAAGUAUUUCUAAUGCACUGUAUUCUAUGUGCCUGGUGACACAAACGGUCCUUAUGACUUUUUGUUCUGAUAUAUUUCUGGUAUUUUCAUAUUGCACAGUGAAUUGUCCAUGUGGGAAACUGCAUUUCUGUGCACCCUCCUGGGACUCCUCUUUCUAGGAUGUGAAAGACUGUGCUUAGGCUCUGAGGACCCAAUGAGGCAUUAUUUAAUGUUUCCCCUGAACUUUAGGGCCAUAAUCCUAGACCUUCUUGGAAUUUAAAAAGAUAAAAUGUAUUCUGUUGAUUGAUAAAGAGCAGUAGGUAAAUAGAAAACAGAGGGUCUGCAAAUGAAGAGAUAAAUGAUAGGUAAAAUAAGGAGAGGAGGAAGAAGUGAGUCAGGGUGAAACCUUUUUCCUGGAGAAGCAGGAAGCUGUCUGCACUGUUAUUUAGCUUCGAGACUGGAAAGGGCUUGAGGAACCAGUUUAGGAACUUAGAGAAAACUCAGCAUGACGAGAAGGUGGAAGGCUGAGAAUACAAAGGAGGAAAUGUUUUCCAAGUUGUCGAGGGCAAUAGAAAAGGACAGGUCCUGGAUCUAAGACACCCGAGGGGAGGAACGGGUGACAGUCUCCAGGAUGCCUCCUGUGUCGUCGACUGUGCAUUGACUGUGCUUUCCAGUAAGAUUGUUUACGUAGAAAUAGACCAAGGUUUCCUCUUCUCUCAUGUUUUUAUUUUGAAAAAAAGUCUGAACAGUUAUAAGUUUCGUUUGCUUGUUUGAUGGACAAAGCAGAACCUACGUAGACAAGGAUGAGUGGGCUCAGGAGUCAGGGGGUCUGGGUUUCACUGCUGGCUCUCCUGCUCACCCUCUGUGUGACCUUAGACAAGUUGCCCUACGCCCUGAGUCUUUUCUGUUAAAAUGUGAUGAAAAUAAUAAUAGUAAUAAUAAUACCUCCCCAGUUUUGAGGAUUACACAAGAUAAUCCAUGUAAAAAUUUUGGCACGGUGUCUGAUAAUAUUGAAUGUUAGCUUUUAUUAAAAGGCAGGUAAAAAGUGCUUUAUAUGUUGAAAAACAUUAUGAAAUUAUCAAUAGACAUAAUCGUGUUAUUUGGGCUGAUCCUCCCAAAGUAGCCAUCUUUGUAAACUGUAUGUUUUUUAGCCCUGCUGCCAUUGCUGAAAGCAUUUUGGAAAUCGUUAAAGAAGGUUUACAGUCUGUACAAGAAAAAACCAUCUCAGUAAGACUAGCUUACUUUCAUGCUUCAUUUUUGACCAGAAAUUUUAUUUCCAUCAUGAUUGCCAACCCCAGUCACCAAACGAGAUGUCAGAUUAGCCUGGAUGAGGCUAGUUCUAGAAAUGGAUCUUCUCCAAGGGAGAAGACAAUGCUGAGGUAUUUGAAAGUGUAACAUGGGCUCUGAAGACAACCCAAGACAGAGCAUUCAGGACUCUUUAGAUGGUGGUAGCAUAUCGAGUAAGCAGAUGCAUAGCCUUUCCCAGGCCACCCUUUGCAGGAGACAGCUUCAUCUGAAUCCUAGCCAGGUGUGAGGGAAAAGUGGUGGUGCAGAGUUUUUUUCACCGUCAUCCACACCUGGUAACGUCCUUGCCUGGUAUGGUCUGCAGCUCUUCACAGCUGGUUUCCAUGCACAGGAAGCUGCUGAAGGUGGUGGGGAUAAAGGAGAAGGCCAGCGUGACCCAGCCCGCUGCCUCGCAGAGAGGCCCCAGCCCUCGGCAUUUCAGCAGGAGGAGCAGCAGAGGAAAUGAGCCCGGCCCUUUGUCACACCACUUUUUCUUACUGAGUCCAUUAAAUGACUACUGGGCACUGACAGUGCUUCAGCAUCCUGGCCCUGGCAGAUUGCCCACAAUUCUGUCCUAGGAUGGCUUAGAGCCUCCCUUUAGGUAAUGGAGUGUCAACAAUGAUCCUCUGGUUACAAAAGAGAAACCAACUCUGCUCUUAGAGCAAAAUAGAAUCUAGUGGGAGGAUACUGGAAUAUUUCCCAUUCGUUGAGAAUUAACAGGGAGGCCGGAGGAUUAGGGUUGAAGGACUCAAUGCUUCAAAAUGCUAGAAAGGCACAAAGUAAGAGUAAAAUCCCAUAGCAGGAGCAAUCCAGUGAGAUCCCUGCAACUGGUUUUAGUCUCUUUAUCUGUUUAAAAGUCCAGUUCCAGGGAAGGGGUCUUUGUGGUCUACUUUGGGCCUUGGGUCUUGGCUAGAGGAGAAGAGGUAUCUGGCUGUUCUGCUAGACUCUGUAAUACGUGUAGUAGUAGUAAAAGCCUUAAUUAUGGGGCCAGAUCACAUGGAUUCCUACCCUAGCUCUGCCACUUAUAGAUGUUUCUCUUCAGACAAUUCAUUUAACCUUCCAGAGCCUCAAGUCCCUCAUUUUUGAAGUGGGCAUAAUAAUAGUAAUUAUCUCAUAGGGAGUUCAUGAACAUUAUUUGAGAUGAUAUUUAUGAAGAACCAAGGACAAUGCACAGCACAUAGGAAGCCCUUGAUCAUUGUGGGCUGUGCUAUUAUUAGAAUUAUCCAAUGAUGAUGCCAAGUAAUUUCCUGAAAGAAAUUAGGAUGCUGUUAGGAAGGGGAAAUAACUGCUGGUGGGUCAAAAAUAAUUAUCAAUUAUAGUGAGAUAAGAGGGUUGGCCUCAAUACACUGUUCUGCUAAUAGAUUUCUCAGCAAACUACUUUUUGUGAUAUUAAGGUUCUUACAGAUGAUGCAGGAUAGCAUGGAGCCUGUUCAUUAAUAUAUCCCUGAAAACACAAAAAUGAUUUGCCUGCCUGAUCAUUUGAUUCACAUAUGUUCAUUGAUGCCUCCUUUAUGCUUAGUUCUAUUAACAGUGCCAUGCUCUGUGGCUUCUGGCUUGCUUACAAGUGUAGGACUCAAGGCCAGGAAUAAUUUGCAUUCCUAUGAUCUUUGUUUAAUAGUAAUCUAAAUGGACUGUGGUCUAAAAAGACUACCUAAUUAGAUUUACUUUAGGGGGUACAAGAUAAUAGAAAGAGAAGAAUUAUUUUUAAGCCUCUCAACUUUCCGAGCACAACAUGUAAGUAGGCCCCAGUAUAUGAAUGAGUCUGGUUUCUAAAUUCAUGUGAAGGUUCAUUGUUUGAAUUUUAGCCAUGAAUAUCCACACACUGGCAUUCAUCAAAGGCCCCUUAGAACCAGUCUAAACCUCCAUUCCAGAAAAGUGCAGCCUUUCUGAGGAGAAAGCAUCUGAAGGAGAAUCUGAGGGCUCCUGAAAUAGCCAUUUAGGUCCAUCAGUGGGGUAGAUGGAUUUAAGUCUCUGAAGACCAACCAAACCUCACUGUAGAACACUGCACAGCCUACCCAUUUGGGAAGUCAGAGCCCUUGUGAGGAGCGGCCCACUGCAGGCCGUGGGGAGCUGCCUGUGAGUUCGCUGCGGCAGACCAGUCAGGUAGAAGCUGGAGUGCCGCUGCGGUGCUGACCUCUGCCCAGAUGCCUCCACCUGACCACCGUCCUCCCCACCCAACACGUGGAUCAGGCUUCUGAAGCCACCCAGACUGUCACAGCCUCUGGCCUCUCAUCUCAGCCCUGAACCCUGUCCCCUGAGCUAACUAACUCUGGCCUCUCCACCAACCUCACACAUCAAAUCGCCCAACGCAAGCAAGGCAUUAGCAACUUCAGGCAGAAAGUAUAGUUCUUCUUAGUGGUAGUUUUUUAAAAAGGUAUGUCUCUUUUCCCAGGGGCAUAGCUAGACAUUUAUAAGAGGGUGGGCUUUGGGCUCAUUAAAUCAGUGCAGAGAAUCCUGGCUAUGCCACUUGUUAGCCAUUGGAGUUUGGGCAGGUUAUUCUCUGAGCCCCAACUUACCAGCUAUAAAAUGUAGAUAAUAUCAAGCUUAUCUCAGUUAUUAUAAGGAUUAAUGAGAUAAAUGAGCUCCAAGCCUAGUGUCUGGUGCAUAGUAGGAACUAAAAAAUAAAUUCUAAUUCUUGCAUAAGCCUUUCU